This is a messenger RNA of Batrachochytrium dendrobatidis JAM81, 2151 nucleotides long. RefSeq lists its product as uncharacterized. The transcript has 3 exons. The coding region runs from base 1 to 2151 and encodes 716 amino acids. Gene Ontology annotation, molecular function: pyridoxal phosphate binding; carboxy-lyase activity. Lineage: Eukaryota; Fungi; Chytridiomycota; Chytridiomycetes; Rhizophydiales. Gene Ontology annotation, biological process: carboxylic acid metabolic process. Gene Ontology annotation, cellular component: cytoplasm. The record is from RefSeq and is a predicted model, not a curated record.
AUGCAGACCACCGCUCAUAUCAGUACAGCUGAAGCUUCGUUGCAUAUCAAUCACAAGGACACUGAUGAGGGUUUUGAAGAUGAUUAUCCAGAAGAGUUUCCAUUCUGGUACAGCUUUCCCAGUGGAGAACAGCAUAUUGACAGACACCAGCAAAAACUACUGUUUGAGUCGUCCAGUGCUAGCAAGGCAGUGUUUCCUUUGGAUUUGUUUUUGAAGCAACGCUCGUCCGUCGACCUUCGAAUUAGAAACGACUCGACUGUCGCUUUCGAUGACAAUCAUCAGUCAUUCCAUAAUCAGGACUCUGUCCUGCACUAUUUCGUACCCACUACAAAGUCUGAAAAACUCCUUGACCAAUAUAUAUCUGGGGUAAUUGAAGCAUUUUUGGAUGAGCCUGCUCCUAUCUAUGCGACAGCCGUUUCUAGGACUCACAGUCUGACUGGAAAGUUUGGUGGUUUAUCAAUUCCAGAUGGUAACCGUUCAUCCGUUGCAGAUCUGGAAUCAUAUCUGAACCAUCUUAAACUCAACGUGAUUGACAAAUCCACCCGGACGGGCUCUUCCAAGAUGAUUGGCCAUAUGACUACCGCACUUCCUUUUUUUCACCGACCUUUGGCAAGACUUUUGGCUGCUCUAAAUCAAAACGUAGUAAAAAUCGAAACGGCAUCCACAUUCACUAAUCUGGAGCGCCAAACACUAGCCAUGUUGCACAAGGCAUUUUUUGGCUCCUCUGAUGAAUUUUACACUCGGUAUGCAUAUGCUCCAGAAUACGCUCUUGGUGUCAUGGCAUCUGGUGGAACGAUCGCCAAUAUUACUGCUUUGUGGAUUGCUCGCAACAAGGCACUGGCUGUUAAUGCUGCUAACGGAUGUCGUGGAAUAGACAAGGAAGGGUAUAUAUCAGCCAUGCUCAAAUACGGUUACAAGCGUGCUGUUAUUAUUGGCAGUACACUGAUGCAUUACUCGUUUAAAAAAGCAGCCGAUUUGCUUGGAUUGGGUGAAGAGGGUCUUGUGUUGAUCCCUGUAGAUGAUGCAUUUCGCAUGCGCAUAGACGUGUUGAAAGCCAAAGUUGAGAAAUGUGUUGCAGAGAACACACUAGUCAUUGCUAUUGUGGGAAUUUCUGGUACAACAGAAACAGGAUCUAUUGAUCCUUUACUUGAUAUAGCCUGUAUAGCUCACAAGUAUCAUAUUCAUUUUCAUGUCGAUGCAGCUUGGGGUGGACCAUUGAUUUUUUCACCCGAGCAUUCUAGUAAACUAGCUGGUAUUUCGCAAGCAGAUACAAUCACAGUGGAUGGUCAUAAACAGUUGUAUACGCCAAUGGGGCUUGGUAUUUUACUUGCAAAAUGCCCUUCUUUGGUAACGUUUAUUCGCAAAACUGCAGGCUAUGUCAUUCGCCACGACUCGCCCGAUCUAGGGAAAUUUACUCUAGAGGGUUCUAGGCCUGCCAAUGUAUUGUAUCUUCAUGCCUCGCUUAAUCUGCUUGGCAAGCAAGGACUAGGAACCUUGAUGACUCGGUCAGUGACGGUAGUGAAGCAAAUGGCAGUGCGAUUGAAUCUGCAUCCUUCGCAAAGUUUCCAGACUUUACAUGAACCCAUGAGCAAUGUACUUUUGUAUCGCUACAUUCCAUCUGACUUGAGAGAGUCUAUUGCUGACGGCACGUAUGUGCCUAAUCCGGAAGAUGAAGAUAGAGUGAGCGAAGUCACCAAAAGACUACAGAUUUACCAAGCAAGCUGCAUACCUUCUGAUGCAGUUUUCCCCGAGGUGUCUACACAUGCAACGGAUGAAAGUACAAACGGAGAAGCGGGACUUCAUUCUCAGCAGAAUCAACUGCAAGGUGGAUUUGUAAGUCGCACUCGUGUUCUAUUCAAAGGAUUUCAUGUCAAUGCGCUGAGGGUUGUCGUUGCCAAUCCAUUGACUACGUGGAGAGAUGUUGAGGGUGUCAUUUCUGACCAGCUCAAAAUGGGUGCGAUGAUUGAAGAGGAAAUGAAGCGGGAGCAGAUGGUAAAGCGUGUACGGGACAUGUAUCCUAUGCAUCGACCCAAUGCAGUUGUACCUGAUAGUGCCAAAUCUUGUACUGCUUUGGCUGCAUGUGAUGGUACGGAUACGUGUAAACCAGAUGAUAAGAUAGAGUGGUGGCCUGGAUGGCCAUUUGAUUUGUAA